GAUGGUAUAUACAGUGAGGCAGCGCUGUGGACGGCAAUUGGCCAUUGAGGCUCCCACUGAUGCUGAUGUAGUGAGCACUGUUCCAGAAUCAGCCACACCUGCAGCAUUAGGAUACGCACAACAAUCUGGCCUUCCAUAUGUAGAGGUGCUGUGUAAGAACCGCUACGUGGGCAGAACGUUCAUUCAACCAAACACUCGCCUACGUCAGCUUGGAGUUGCCAAGAAGUUUGGGGCGUUGACUGAUAACUUUGCUGGCAAACGAGUGGUGCUUAUCGAUGAUUCCAUUGUGCGGGGCAACACCAUCUCCCCUAUUAUUAAACUGCUGAAGGAAGCAGGUGCAACAGAGGUCCACAUUCGAGUUGCAUCACCUCCAAUCCGGUUCCCAUGCUACAUGGGCAUUAACAUUCCUACCAAAGAGGAGCUAAUUGCUAAUAAACCAGAGUUUGAGGAUAUAGCGGGUUACAUUGGUGCUACAAGUGUCCGUUAUCUGUCAGUUGAAGGCCUGGUAUCUGCUGUUCAAGGUGGGAUAGAGUCACAUGGGAAAGAUGAGAGGAUCAGCACUAAGUCUAGUAGAUUUGGUCAUUGUACAGCCUGCCUCACAGGAAAAUACCCAGUGGAGCUGGAGUGGUGAAUUUCGGCCCACAUAAAUGUAUAUUCAUUUCUGUAUAGAAUAGUUUUUUUUUUUGUUUGUUUCUUUUGAAAUCAUUUGUUA
Molecule: messenger RNA, 712 nt
Organism: Sinocyclocheilus grahami
Lineage: Eukaryota; Metazoa; Chordata; Actinopteri; Cypriniformes; Cyprinidae
Product: amidophosphoribosyltransferase-like
Exons: 4
Coding region: 2-631 (209 amino acids)
Source: RefSeq, a predicted model, not a curated record